Molecule: messenger RNA, 4179 nt
Organism: Glycine soja
Lineage: Eukaryota; Viridiplantae; Streptophyta; Magnoliopsida; Fabales; Fabaceae
Product: U-box domain-containing protein 44-like
Exons: 4
Coding region: 667-3846 (1059 amino acids)
Biological process (GO): cell surface receptor signaling pathway; protein ubiquitination
Molecular function (GO): ubiquitin-protein transferase activity; protein binding
Source: RefSeq, a predicted model, not a curated record
AUUGAUACGGUUUUGCCUGCAUGCGUUGGCUUCUGUCAACUUUCUUUCUUCAAUGAAACUUCCUGCUGAGAAACGAAUAAUGUAAUGCAAAACGAGUCAACGUUAACAAUUUCAUUAUCACACGACAAAUCAAUUGUAGACGUUUGCAUGGACUAUGAACUUCAGAUAACUCGCAGUGAAAUGCAAUACACGAGAAAAUGUGUUUUCAGUUUAGCUGAUUGAAAUGGUCAUCUGCAGCUAGCUUCCCAGGAGCUUCUCUAAGCUUUCUUUCAACCAAACUAUUUCAACCCAUAUGGUCUUUUGAAAGAUUGAGUUCUUGAAAAACAAAGUUUCCCAUGAUUUUCCCGGGAAACAUUGAUUUGCUUAAAGUCGUUUCUACCCUCAUCAGACAACUUCACAACUGCAUUUGAUUUGGUUCUUUUACUUGUCCCCACCAGCUUGCUAGGAAAUGAUUAUAGAUGUUCAAUUGAACGAGAAUGAUACUAUAAUGAAAAUGAACGUAUCUGCUACGCUUUUGUUUGUUUCCUCUCCUAACAUAUAAAAGUAUGGUGUGCUCAGGAAUCUAUUGUAAGAAUUUUGUGUUUCAUUCAGUCUUUGAAGGGAGUGGGGAAAAGGCUUGACACUUGGAUUGCUGGGAUAAGACCAAAUUGUUGCAGUUCAUUGUUUAUGCUUGAAAACAUUGGAUCUUUUCUUGAAAGGAAAAGAGAGAAGCAAUUCUCUGGUGUUGGUUUCAACUUUCAACCUCUGGGCAAUACACACUCCGGUUUAAUUAGAAAUUCAGUACAUACAAUGGUUGGAUUGGAACUCAUACCCAUAGGUACAAUAUUGACUGUUCUAAACAGCCAGAUUGUGAAAACAGCUAAUGCAGCAAUCGAUGUUGUUAUUGAUAAAGAAAGUUUCAAAGUCCUCUCAAAACACCUGCUUGAUAUUGCCCCAGUCCUAAAGGAAUUGCAGCUUCAGGAAUUGAAUGAGUCUGAAGCUGCAAGGGUUGCUCUGGAGUCUCUUGAAUCAGAUAUCAAAAAGGCGAAUAAUUUGGUUGAGAAGUACAGGAACCGUGGCCGUUUCUACCUGCUGUUGAGGUGCAGAUACAUAGUCAAGGAAGUUGAACAAGUCACAAGAGACAUUGGAAGGUCUCUGGCUGCACUGUCCAUUGCAAACACUGAAGUCCUAUCAAGAAUUUCUGAUCAGGUCAACAGGUUACAGAGUGAAAUGCAAACGGUGGAGUUUGAGGCUUCACAAUCUCAGCUUCAAAUUGUUGACAAGUUGAACCAUGGAAUUAGGGAGCAGAAACUCGAUCAGGCUUUUGCAAAUGACGUGCUUGAGGAAAUAGGAAGGGCAGUUGGGGUGCCGGUGGAGCCUUCAGAGGUAAGCAAAGAGCUAGCCAGCAUUAGGAAGGAAAUGGAAGAAGCAGCCACCAGGAAAGAAAGAGCUGAGUUUAUUUUUUUGGAGCAGAUCAUUGAGCUACUAUCUCGAGCUGAUGCUGCAAGGGAUUAUGAAGAAGUUAAGAAGCAAUACUUUAGAAGGGUUCAGGUAAUUGAGAGAUAUGAUUCAAGGGAAAAAUAUAUCCGACCACUUAAUUCUUUCCUUUGUCCCAUAACUGGAGCUGUUAUGGUAGAUCCUGUCAGCCUUUGCACUGGUACUACAUGUGAGAGAUCCGCCAUUGAAGCUUGGUUUGAUGAUGGAAACAGGAUUGACCCAGAAACAAAAGAGGUUCUUGAAGAUACUACCUUGAGAUCCAAUGUUCGAUUAAGAGAAUCCAUAGAAGAGUGGAGAGAAGUCAAUUACUGCUUUGGAAUAAGGUCUAUCAAGGAAAGCCUAUUAUCCAAUUCUGACUUAUUAGUGCAAGAAUCUCUGAGCCAAAUUCAGGCUCUCAUUAGAGAGAAUUCCAUUAACAAGGAUUGGAUUUCUAUAGGAGAGCUUACUGAUAUUAUUAUCUCUAUCCUUGGGGAAUCUGAUUCCACAGAUGCCAAGAUGAAGAUCUUGAUUACUUUGAAGGAUUCUGUACAGGGGCAUGCAAGAAACAAGGAAAAAGUGGUUGAAUCUCAAGGUUGGUAUCACAUUAUUUCCUGCUUAGGGAGUGACUCUAGAAUUUCAAAGGAAGCAAUUGAUUUGCUAUAUGAGUUACUUCAAAACCGAUCUGGUUGGAAUAAAAGCUUCUGCAAAAAACUCUCUGAUCAUCCUAGUGCAGUUUCUUACCUUGUUACUCUUCUAAAGGGUCCUGUAAGCAAUUCAGCUGGGGUUUCAGAAAAGAUUUUGAUGGAGCUUUCUGAGAUAGACGAGGAAAACAUUUCAGCUGCUGCAAAGUUUGGCUGGUACAAACCUCUUACUGAUCGCAUGAUUCAAGGAUCGGAGUCUUCACGAAUGUCAAUGGCGAGAGCCAUAGUUAAUUUGGAGUUGAAAGAUUUGAACUUGAAACUCCUUGGCGAGCAAGGAGUUAUACUUCCUUUGCUAGAAAUGCUAUCUGGCAGCAUUGAAUCUAAAGAACUGUCACUGUCAUCCCUGGUUAAACUAGCAAAAUUGCAUGCCAAUAAGGGGAUUAUUGCAGCAUCUGGAGGUGUGCCUCUUGUUUUAGAUUUGAUGUUCUUUUGCAGGAUGCGGCCAUUCAUUACCAUUAAAUGUUGUGAAAUCCUUGAGAAGCUAGCUUCAGAUGAUGAUGGAAUUGAUUUCUUAGUUGAUGGAAAAGGAAAUCAACUUGAGUUAGAAAACAUCAUCACCAAUUUGCUAGCUCUAACUCAGGGUCCAAACUCAGCUCACUACCGAAAGCCUGCAUUACGUGCUCUUCUUGGAAUUUGUAAGUUUGAGACUGGUUUAGUGAAGAAGGCAGUUCUGGCAGCCAAUGGGAUAUCUCUAAUCCUCCCCAUUCUUGAUGAUUCUGACUCAGAAAUCAGGGAAACUGCCAUAAAUAUUCUGUUUCUUUUCUCCCAACAUGAACCACAAGGACUAGUUGAAUACCUCUUCAGUCCAAGAAGACUACAAGCUUUAGUUGGGUUUCUUGAGAAUGACGACAAUGAUGAUGUGCAAAUGGCUGCUGCUGGUUUACUAGCCAACCUUCCAAAAUCAGAACGGGAACUCACUAUGGAGUUGAUUGACCUGGGAGGCCUUGAUGCAAUCCUAAGCAUUUUAAAAAAUGGUACAAUGGAAGCAAAAGAAAAUGCUCUCAGUGCCCUCUUCAGAUUCACAGACCCCACAAAUAUCGAGUCACAGCAUGAUUUGGUUAAACGAGGACUAUAUCCUUUGCUUGUAAAUUUUCUCAACACGGGUUCAGUAACAGCAAAGGCAAGAGCAGCAGCAUUCAUUGGUGAUCUUUCUAUGAGCACUCCAAAGCUCACAGCUGUUUCCAAAUCAACCGGUUGCACUCGUUGGUGGUGUUUUAGACCAUCGAAAGUCCCUUUAUGUUCAGCACAUGGGAGUGUAUGCAGUGUGAGUUCCACAUUUUGUCUGUUGGAAGCAAAUGCUUUGCCCGGCUUGAUAAGGCUGUUACAUGGGGAGGUUCAUGCAACUGCUUAUGAAGCUAUACAGACUCUUUCCACAUUGGUUUUGGAAGACUUUCCCCAAAGGGGAGCUCGUGUGUUGCAUGAGUCAAAUGCAAUGAGACCCUUAUUGGAAAUUUUGAAUUGGGGAACUGAUUCUCUCAAAUCAGAAGCUAUAGGACUCUUGGAGAAGGUGUUUGUGUCAAAGGAAAUGGUCGAAUACUAUGGAACAAGGGCUAGGUUAAGUCUACUUGGUCUGACUGGCAUCACUGUAUAUGGGGAUGGCCACCUAAGGAGAAAGGCUGCCAGGGUACUGUCAUUGCUUGAACGCUAUUCAAAGUCGUCAUCAUCUGCAUUCUCUGGAGUUCAGGAGUGAAAACAAAAAAAUUCUGUUCUAUGCCCAAGAGUUAGUACUUAGAAUUCAUUUGCUCCAAAAUCUUUCUAUGCUUCUCUUAACUAAUUGGGAAGUUGUCAAUUGAACUAGUUAUCUGCAAUCCACUGAGUUUGUAUAUCUUGGAUGCGGACCAAAUGGCCAAUUCUUCAAUAUCGAGUCCCUAUUGAAGUUCAUUCUGUGUAGUUUCUUCUUUUUGUUUACCACUUCUCUGCAUUAUUUUUGCUACUUUAAAUUCCAUAGCACUUUCAAAAUAACUCAGGAGUGGAUCAACUGUACUUUUUGAAAAGAAAUAAAGCUGAGCAAUUUGUAGUUACA